Messenger RNA from Drosophila ananassae, 1120 nucleotides. RefSeq names its product dynein light chain roadblock-type 2 (gene robl). The record is from RefSeq and is a predicted model, not a curated record. Lineage: Eukaryota; Metazoa; Arthropoda; Insecta; Diptera; Drosophilidae. Gene Ontology annotation, biological process: microtubule-based movement. The coding region runs from base 160 to 453 and encodes 97 amino acids. Gene Ontology annotation, molecular function: dynein intermediate chain binding. The transcript is spliced from 4 exons. Gene Ontology annotation, cellular component: centrosome; cytoplasm; cytoplasmic dynein complex.
CGAAAGAUAUUUAAAGUUCCAUCUCUCAUAUCGAACAAACAAACUUACGUUUUGCGACUUUUUUGUGGACUUUGGUGAUUUUGGGUGGGAUCUGUGGAAGAUUUUUCUAAAAAUCGAAACUUUCCAUAUUUAUUAACUUUAUCAUAACUAGUUGACAAGAUGUCGCAAGAAGUCGAGGAAACAUUAAAGCGAAUUCAGAGCCACAAAGGUGUUGUCGGAACAAUUGUCGUUAACAACGAAGGUAUUCCGGUGAAAUCCACUUUGGACAACACGACUACCGUCCAGUACGCUGGCCUAAUGAGUCAGCUGGCGGACAAGGCAAGAAGCGUUGUACGCGACUUGGAUCCUUCCAACGACAUGACAUUCCUGCGAGUGCGUUCCAAGAAGCACGAGAUCAUGGUGGCCCCCGACAAGGACUUCAUCCUGAUUGUGAUUCAGAACCCCACGGAUUAGGAAAAAAAGAGCUGGAGCUAGAACGCUGAAAUAGAUUACUGUGUAUUUUCAUAAAUAUCGAUGUCUGCUACAGAAGCGAGAGAUUACUUAUUAAAUAAUGAAAUCAUUUAUUUACAAAAUAUUCUCGAUUUAACAGCGCUGACAUCACAGAUGUUGCUGCUGUUAACAGGGGGAGUGGAUUCUUUCAGUAAAACUAAAAGAAAACAAUCUCUUAAAAAUUUUAAACCCUGAUCGAAUUUUGUUUCUAAUGAAUCGCAAUUAUAAUCCGUAAAAGAUGGAAAAGAAUUAAUAAUAAGUUGACAUUUGGAAAAUCUGUUAUGAACCGGUUAACAGAAGUAUUUUAGAGUGACCGUUUAAUCUGUUGAACAUUGGGCGAUAGCCAAAUUUUGCAGCUCCUCUGGUCACACAGCCAACGAAUCGUGAAAACCCGUGAGCCUCUGCGUACCUGCAUUUAUGAAAUUCGACGUAGCCCCGUGGAAUAGUCAAUAAAUUGAUUGGGAAAAGCGAAUCCGAGUCCGCAAUCCCUUCGCGACACGUCGAAGUAAACGGGAGUGCAACGAGCCAGGCGAUCGAUGGAUCGAUCGAUCUGAAAAAGGUAAAUCGACGUCGACGACAGCGGAAUACGGAAUACCGAAUACCCGAAUACCUAAGAGCCAAAGCGACAGAA